UCAUUUUCGCCACCCAGCAAUCUCUACCGCUCUACCAUUUCCCUUCCUGCAUAGAUUUCUGUUGUUCUGUUUUCUCUUUGAGUCUUGAAGAUAUGGCGUUUUCAGCUGUUUCCCUGUGCAAGGCUUCCUGCGCUUUGCUUCCGUGCUUGACCUCUGCUUCUCCGAUCGCCCCUGCUUCCUCUGUUUCCGGCCUCGCGUUUCCGAGGAAGCGGAGCGGUGGAUUCUCCAUCUCCGCCGCGGCGGAGACGGCUGAUGCGCCGCUCACCGGAGUGGUGUUUCAGCCGUUUGUGGAGGUUAAGAAGGAUGAGCUUAUGGUCCCCUCCGGUGCUCAGGUCUCGCUUGCUCGCCAGAGGUACAUCGACGAGUGCGAGGCUGCGAUCAAUGAGCAGAUCAACGUUGAAUACAGCGCAUCUUAUGUGUAUCACUCCAUGUAUGCAUACUUCGACAGAGAUAACGUUGCGCUCAAGGGCAUGGCUAAAUUUUUCAAGGAAUCAAGUGAGGAAGAAAGGGAGCACGCUGAGAAGCUGAUGAAAUAUCAGAACACCCGAGGAGGAAGGGUGAAGCUGCACUCUAUUCUGAUGCCUCCUUCUGAGUUUGACAACAACGAAAAAGGCGAUGCGUUGCAUGCAAUGGAGCUAGCGCUUUCCUUGGAGAAGUUGGUGAAUGAGAAGCUCCUGAACCUGCAUGCUGUAGCUAAUAAGAACAAUGAUGUUGAAAUGCAAGAUUUUGUUGAGAGAGAGUUCCUGGAGGAGCAGGUGGAAGCCAUCAAGAAAAUAGCAGAGUAUGUUACACAACUGAGAAUGGUUGGAAAGGGACAUGGAGUGUGGCACUUUGAUCAGAGGCUCCUCGAUUAACAUUAAGGGACUAUAUGAAGGACCGUAGGGCUGUUUCUUUCCAGUAGGAAGGCUUAGAUAGUUUCAUCUUAUGUACUAUUUUCCUUAAUAGAGACAUGUUAAGAUGUUUUGGAUGUGUAUUAGUUGUAAUGGGGUUUGGUUAUAAUUAAUAAAAUCUCAGUUAUAAUA
Molecule: messenger RNA, 1022 nt
Organism: Ipomoea nil (Japanese morning glory)
Lineage: Eukaryota; Viridiplantae; Streptophyta; Magnoliopsida; Solanales; Convolvulaceae
Product: ferritin, chloroplastic-like
Exons: 8
Coding region: 93-854 (253 amino acids)
Biological process (GO): intracellular iron ion homeostasis; iron ion transport
Cellular component (GO): cytoplasm
Molecular function (GO): ferrous iron binding; ferric iron binding
Source: RefSeq, a predicted model, not a curated record